AUGCUGCGUCACUGGUUUCUGAAAUCCCGACCAGGGACCCCACUGUAUCGGUCUGCUGGUCUCGUGCUCCUGGCCGGCGCUGCUGCUGCUGCUAUUGCCGCUGCGUACGUCACGUCCCGUCAAGUACCAGUCCAAGUGCCGUGCAAUGACGACGACGAACUCAACGACAAUGUGAGCGGUGCACCCGAAGAAAAGGUCGUGCCGUACCUGCCGUCGCGCGUGCCGCUGAUCGGCAACAUGCUGGAACUUGCGCGCAACGCCGGCCGCUUUCACGACUGGAUGGCCCAGCAGUGCAUGGCGCACGGGGGCGUGUUCAAGCUCUACUUGCCCGGACAGAGCGACAUGAUCGUCACGGCCGUGCCCGAGCACUACGAGCACGUGGUCAAGACGCAGGUGACGCACUUUAGCAAAGGGCAGCAGCAGUACGACAUGUUUGUCGACCUCAUGGGCCACAGUGUCCUCAUCAUUGAGGGCGAGCGCUGGCGCUACCAUCGCCGACUGCUCGUGCGGCUCCUCAGUGCCCGGACGCUGCGGGACCACAUGACGCCCCUGAUCCAGCGCCACACGCUGUUGCUCCAGCACGUGCUAACACGGGCCGUUCAGACCCAGCAACCCGUCGACCUCUACAUGCUCAUGCACCGCUUCACGUUCAAAGCGUUCGCCGAGAUGGUGUUCAACAACUCGCUCGAGAGCAUCGACUCGGAGCACGAGCACCCGUUCGAACGGGCGUUCGACCAGGCGCAGUCCAUCGUGGCCGGGCGGCUCCAGCAGCCCGUGUGGCUCUGGAAACUCCGCCGCUGGCUCAACGUCGGCCAGGAACGCACGCUCCGCACGCACCUCAAGCGCAUUGACGCCUUCAUCAUGACGAUCAUCUCGUCGGCCAUUGACAAGCGCCACGCACGGCAGGCCGACCUCCAGGCGGGACGGCCCGUGCACGCGACGGACAGCGACCUCGUGUCCAUCGUGCUCGAGUGCAUGGCCCAAGAUGGCCUCGACAUGGUCUCCCCCGUUGACGUGCGCAACAUCGCCGUCGCGGCCUUAGGCGCCGGCCGCGACACGUCCGCAGAUACCAUGAGCUGGUUGCUCCACACGUUGACGCAGCACCCGCGCGUCGAGGCGAAGCUCCGUGCCGAAGUGCUGACCAAAGUGCCCCACUUGGCCCGCGACGCGACGUACGUGCCGUCGAUCGACGACGUCCAGGGCCUCGUGUACCUGGACGCGACGAUCCACGAGCUCUUGCGCCUGCACACGCCCGUGCCGUUCACUAUGCGCGAGUGCGUCCGCGACACGGUGUUCCCCGACGGAACGUUCGUGCCGAAAGGUACGACCGUCGGCCUGUGCCACUACGGCGCUGCUCGCCGCCCGGAAGUGUGGGGGGUCGACGCCGCAGCGUUCCGACCCGAGCGGUUCCUUGACGCCGACACGGGCAAGUUGCGGCACGUGCCGACGGCCCAACUGAACGCCUUUAGCGGCGGGCCGCGCGCGUGCGUGGGCAAAGCGCUGGCCAUGCUCGAGAUGAAGAUCGUCAUUGCGACGCUCGUCGCGCGCUUCCACUUGGUCGAAGUCCCAGGUCAAGACGUGCAGUACGCAAUGGGCAUCACCAUUGGCAUGAAGCACUCGCUCAUGAUGCACGUCGAGGCAGCGGCCGCGGCAAUGCCACCACCAGCGGCGGCAGCGUAA
Messenger RNA from Hyaloperonospora brassicae, 1680 nucleotides. Lineage: Eukaryota; Oomycota; Peronosporomycetes; Peronosporales; Peronosporaceae. The record is from the annotation of a GenBank genome assembly.